ACUGGGUCUAUCCGAUUCUCGGUGGAGUUGCUUGCGGUGCUUUCAAUCCAACUAAAUGAAGUUAAAAUCUGGGCACCUGGAAGCCAUUUUAUAAUUUCAUGUACUAUACUAAACGGCGGAUUGUGGGAUUCUUGGAUACAGUGUGUGCGUCUGAAGGUGGACAAAGUGUGGAGGGUAUAGUGUGUGUCGGUCAACAGUGUUCCUUGCGAAGAUCCCUGGGUCGAUUGCGAUUGUGGCGUUCGGUUGCAGAAGCGAAAUAAAAAAAAAGUAGGUGCAGAGAGGAGAGAAGAGAAACUACGCAAGAAGACGUCGUCCAGAGCUAUGUGUGUGUACAGUUUGUGUUGACAUAAGAGGAAUUCGAGAAGUCCGAGAGAGCAGCCUCCUUCCUUCCUUCUGAGUCAAGUGCUUGGAGGCCACUAGGGACUAUUCUUGAGCACUGGAAGGAUUAAAAAUAAUAAAGAUGGGCAAUAAUGCCGCUACUGCGAACAAGAAGGUCGACUCGGCAGAGAGCGUCAAGGAAUUCCUCGACCAGGCCAAGGAGGAGUUUGAGGAAAAGUGGAAGAAAAAUCCAACCAACACAGCCGGUCUGGAAGACUUUGACAGAAUAAAAACACUGGGUACUGGAUCAUUCGGCAGGGUGAUGAUAGUCCAGCACAAACCCACCAAGGAGUACUAUGCCAUGAAGAUCCUGGACAAGCAGAAGGUGGUCAAGCUGAAACAGGUGGAGCACACCCUGAACGAGAAACGCAUCCUGCAAGCCAUAAGUUUUCCAUUCUUAGUGAGCCUGAAGUUCCACUUUAAAGACAAUUCCAAUCUAUAUAUGGUGCUUGAGUAUGUCCCCGGUGGUGAGAUGUUCUCACACCUCAGGAAGGUUGGUCGGUUCUCUGAGCCACACUCGCGUUUCUAUGCAGCUCAAAUUGUGCUUGCUUUCGAAUACUUACAUUACCUAGAUCUGAUCUACCGUGAUCUGAAACCAGAAAACUUACUCAUAGACUCUCAGGGCUACCUAAAAGUCACUGACUUUGGCUUCGCCAAACGCGUUAAGGGGCGCACUUGGACUCUGUGUGGCACCCCCGAGUACCUGGCACCAGAGAUUAUCCUCAGCAAGGGCUACAAUAAAGCCGUAGACUGGUGGGCACUCGGUGUGUUAGUUUAUGAAAUGGCUGCUGGCUAUCCACCAUUCUUUGCUGAUCAGCCCAUACAAAUCUAUGAGAAAAUCGUAUCGGGCAAAGUGCGCUUCCCAUCCCAUUUCGGAUCGGACUUAAAGGAUCUCCUGCGUAAUCUCCUCCAGGUCGACCUCACCAAACGCUACGGCAACUUGAAGGCCGGCGUCAACGACAUCAAGGGACACAAGUGGUUCGCGUCCACCGAUUGGAUUGCAAUCUUCCAGAAGAAGAUCGAGGCGCCCUUCAUACCGCGCUGCAAGGGCCCCGGUGAUACCAGCAACUUCGACGACUACGAGGAGGAGCUCCUUCGCAUAUCAUCAACGGAGAAAUGUGCCAAGGAGUUUGCCGAGUUUUGAAUCAUUCUUUUAUGUAUUUUGUAUUUGCCAUUUCCUUACCGGAUUAUUACAAGUCAGCGGUGGAUCGUUGGGGGGAUCCACGUUUAUUUUAUUUAUUUGUCUUUAUAAAAAAAAA
Molecule: messenger RNA, 1637 nt
Organism: Nicrophorus vespilloides
Lineage: Eukaryota; Metazoa; Arthropoda; Insecta; Coleoptera; Silphidae
Gene: Pka-C1
Product: cAMP-dependent protein kinase catalytic subunit
Exons: 2
Coding region: 461-1522 (353 amino acids)
Biological process (GO): peptidyl-serine phosphorylation
Cellular component (GO): cAMP-dependent protein kinase complex; nucleus
Molecular function (GO): cAMP-dependent protein kinase activity; ATP binding
Source: RefSeq, a predicted model, not a curated record